GGUAGAGCCAGCUGCCAGCCGGGCCGGUCCGUCCUCCAGGGGACCCCGCGCAGUCCAGGUGAGCGGGGCCGCGUCUGCUUCGGUGACACCAGGGUGAGGCUAGGCCUGCAGCUUCUCACGUUCUCACUAUGUCUGCUCCAGACGAAGGGAGACGGGAUCCCCCCAAACCGAAGGGCAAGACCCUGGGCAGCUUCUUUGGGUCCCUGCCUGGCUUCAGCUCUGCCCGGAACCUGGUGGGCAACGCACAUAGCUCGGCGAGAGCCCGGCCGGCCACUGACCCCACAGGAGCGCCUGCUGCCGAGGCUGCCCAACCACAGGCUCAGGUGGCUGCCCACCCAGAGCAGACGGCCCCAUGGACGGAGAAGGAGCUGCAACCUUCGGAAAAGAUGGUGUCCGGGGCCAAAGACCUGGUGUGUUCCAAGAUGUCCAGGGCCAAGGAUGCCGUGUCCUCCGGGGUGGCCAGCGUGGUGGACGCGGCUAAGGGAGUGGUCCAGGGAGGCCUGGACACCACUCGGUCUGCACUCACGGGCACCAAGGAGGCGGUGUCCAGCGGGGUCACAGGGGCCAUGGACAUGGCUAAGGGGGCCGUCCAAGGGGGUCUGGACACCUCGAAGGCUGUCCUCACCGGCACCAAGGACACGGUGUCCACUGGGCUCACAGGGGCAGUGAAUGUGGCCAAAGGGACCGUACAGGCCGGUGUGGACACCACCAAGACUGUGCUGACCGGCACCAAAGACACAGUGACUACUGGGGUCAUGGGGGCAGUGAACUUGGCCAAAGGGACUGUCCAGACUGGCGUGGAAACCUCCAAGGCUGUGCUGACCGGCACCAAAGAUGCUGUGUCCACUGGGCUCACAGGGGCAGUGAAUGUGGCCAGAGGGAGCAUUCAGACCGGUGUGGACACCAGUAAGACUGUCCUAACAGGUACCAAGGACACCGUCUGUAGUGGGGUGACCGGUGCCAUGAAUGUGGCCAAAGGAACCAUCCAGACUGGCAUGGACACCAGUAAGACUGUCCUAACAGGUACCAAGGACACCGUCUGUAGUGGGGUGACUGGUGCCAUGAAUGUGGCCAAAGGAACCAUCCAGACCGGCGUGGACACCACCAAGACUGUCCUAACUGGCACCAAGGACACUGUCUGCAGUGGGGUGACUGGUGCCGUGAACUUGGCCAAAGGGGCCAUCCAGGGGGGCCUGGAUACCACCAAGUCUGUGGUCAUGGGUACGAAAGACACGGUGUCCACUGGGCUCACAGGGGCAGCGAAUGUGGCCAAGGGGGCCGUGCAAACUGGGCUGAACACAACCCAAAAUAUCGCAAUAGGUACAAAGGACACCGUCUGCAGUGGGGUGACUGGUGCCAUGAACUUGGCCAGAGGAACCAUCCAGACAGGCGUGGAUACCACCAAGACUGUUCUAACCGGUACCAAGGACACUGUCUGCAGUGGGGUCACCGGUGCUGCAAAUGUGGCCAAAGGGGCCGUCCAGGGGGGCCUGGACACUACAAAGUCUGUCCUGACUGGCACUAAAGAUGCUGUGUCCACUGGGCUCAAAGGGGCUGUGAACGUGGCCAAAGGGACCAUCCAGACCGGCAUGGACACCACCAAGACUGUCCUAACCGGCACCAAGGACACCGUCUGCAGUGGGGUGACCAGUGCCGUGAACGUGGCCAAAGGGGCCGCCCAGGGGGGCCUGGACACCACCAAGUCUGUGGUCAUAGGUACAAAAGACAUGGUGUCCACUGGGCUCACGGGGGCAGCGAAUGUGGCCAAGGGGGCCGUCCAGACAGGUGUAGACACAGCCAAGACCGUGCUGACCGGCACCAAGGACACAGUGACUACUGGGCUCGUGGGGGCAGUGAAUGUUGCCAAAGGGACCGUCCAGACAGGCAUGGACACCACCAAGACUGUCCUAACCAGUACCAAGGACACCGUCUGCAGUGGGGUCACCAGUGCCAUGAACGUGGCCAAGGGGGCUGUGCAAACUGGGCUGAAAACGACCCAAAAUAUCGCGACAGGUACAAAGAACACCUUUGGCAGUGGGGUGACCGGUGCUGUGAAUGUGGCCAAAGGGGCCGCCCAGACAGGUGUAGACACAGCCAAGACCGUGCUGACCGGCACCAAGGACACAGUCACUACUGGGCUCAAGGGGGCAGUGAAUGUCGCCAAAGGGACCGUCCAGACUGGUGUGGACACCACCAAGACUGUCCUAACCGGUACCAAGGACACCGUCUGCAGUGGGAACACCCUUGGCAGUGGGGUGACCGGUGCUGCGAAUGUGGCCAAAGGGGCCGUCCAGGGGGGCCUGGACACUACAAAGUCUGUCCUGACUGGCACUAAAGAUGCUGUGUCCACUGGGCUCACAGGGGCUGUGAACUUGGCCAAAGGGACUGUCCAGACCGGUAUGGACACCACCAAGACUGUGUUAACUGGUACCAAGGACACUGUGUGCAGUGGGGUGACCGGUGCUGUGAACGUGGCCAAGGGAGCCGUCCAGACGGGUGUAGACACGGCCAAGACCGUGCUGACCGGCACCAAGGACACAGUCACUACUGGGCUUAUGGGGGCAGUGAAUGUCGCCAAAGGGACCGUCCAGACCGGUGUGGACACCACCAAGACUGUCCUAACCGGUACCAAGGACACUGUCUGCAGCGGGGUGACCGGUGCCGCAAACGUGGCCAAAGGGGCCGUCCAGGGGGGCCUGGACACUACAAAGUCUGUCCUGACUGGCACUAAAGACACCGUAUCCACUGGGCUCAAAGGGGCUGUGAACUUGGCCAAAGGGACUGUCCAGACCGGCGUGGACACCACCAAGACUGUCCUAACCGGUACCAAGGACACCGUCUGCAGUGGAGUCACUGGUGCCGUGAAUGUGGCCAAAGGGACCGUCCAGACAGGUGUGGACACAGCCAAGACGGUGCUGAGUGGCACUAAGGAUGCAGUGACUAAUGGAGUCAUGGGGGCAGUGAAUGUGGCCAAAGGAACCGUGCAGACCAGCGUGGACACCUCCAAGGCUGUGCUUACGGGUACCAAGGACACUGUCUGCAGUGGGGUUACCGGUGCCAUGAGCAUGGCCAAAGGGGCCGUCCAGGAGGGCCUGGACACCACCGAGACAGUGCUGACCGGAACCAAAGACGCAGUGUCCGCUGGGCUCAUGGGGUCAGGGAACGUGGCGACAGGGGCCACCCACACUGGCCUCAGCACCUUCCAGAACUGGUUACCUAGUACCCCUGCCACCUCCUGGGGUGGACUCACCAGUUCCAGGACCAAAGACAAUGGUGGGGAGCAGACUGCCCUGAGCCCCCAAGAGGCCCCGUUCUCUGGCGUCUCCACGCCCCUGGAUGUGCUCAGGGUAGGCCCGGAGCCUGCCUGGGAAGCCGCAGCCACUACCAAGGGCCUUGCGACUGAUGUGGCGACGUUCACCCAAGGGGCCACCCCAGGCAGGGAGGACAUGGGGCUUUUGGCCACCACACACGGCCCCGAAGAAGCCCCACGCCGCUUGCUGCGGAAUGAGUUGGAGAGGCUGGGGGACAUCUUCCACCCCAUGAAUGCGGAGGAGCAAGCUCAGCUGGCUGCCUCCCAGCCCGGGCCAAAGGUGCUGUCGGCGGAACAGGGGAGCUACUUCGUUCGUUUAGGUGACCUGGGUCCCAGCUUCCGCCAGCGGGCAUUUGAACACUCGGUGAGCCACCUGCAGCAUGGCCAAUUCCAAGCCAGGGACACUCUGGCCCAGCUCCAGGACUGCUUCAGGCUGAUUGAAAAAGCCCAGCAGGCUCCAGAAGGGCAGCCGUGUCUGGACCAGGGCUCAGGUGCCAGUGCGGAGGACGCUGCUGUCCAGGAGGAGCAGGAUGCUGGGGUUCUGUCCAGGGUCUGCAGCCUUCUCCGGCAGCUACACACGGCCUACAGUGGCCUGGCCUCCAGCCUCCAGGGCCUGCCCGCCGAGCUCCAGCAGCCGGUGGGGCGGGCGCGGCACAGCCUCUGUGAGCUCUAUGGCAUCGUGGCCUCGGUCGGCUCUGUAGAGGAGCUGCCCGCAGAGCGGCUGGUGCAGAGCCGCGAGGGUGUGCACCAGGCUUGGCAGGGGUUAGAGCAGCUGCUGGAGGGCCUACAGCACAAUCCCCCGCUCAGCUGGCUGGUAGGGCCCUUCGCCUUGCCCCCUGGAGGGCAGCAGCUGUAGGAGCCUGCAGGCCCGGCGCGGGGUCGCCCUGCUCUGUCCAGGGAGGAGCUGCCUCAGAACUUUCUCCCCGCCCCCAAACCUGGAUCGGUUCCCUAAAGCCCUAGACCUUUGGGGCUGCAGCUGGCUGAGCGCCGAGGGGCUGCGGAGGCAGUGACCUUCUUAACUGAGCCACCCCACGCCCUGCUCCGGGCCUGCCUGCAUCUCCCACCUCCUCCCCAGCGCUGCCUGCCCCUCUCGGAGCCUGGGGUCACUCAGACCACCAGCCAAGAGCCUUCCCUUGAAGUCCCCAAGCAAGCAUUGCAAUUAGGAAAGAGAAAAAGCAGCGUGCCCAGCCUGGAAGGGCAUCCGUUUGCCCCGCUAGCAACCCUUUUAUAUCUAGCAGGGCUCUUCCAGUCCUGCAGCACGGGCCCCCAGCUAUCAGCGGUGCAGGCAGUGCUGUGGCAUCCCAGGCUCCGGGCAGCUCCGUUCUCAUGCUGAAAGUGGGCCUCCGGCCU
Gorilla gorilla gorilla (western lowland gorilla) is the source of this 4660-nucleotide messenger RNA. It is a transcript of the gene PLIN4, whose product is annotated as perilipin 4. The coding region runs from base 129 to 4166 and encodes 1345 amino acids. NCBI's taxonomy places the organism in Eukaryota, Metazoa, Chordata, Mammalia, Primates, Hominidae. Gene Ontology annotation, cellular component: plasma membrane. The record is from RefSeq and is a predicted model, not a curated record. The transcript is spliced from 9 exons.